This is a messenger RNA of Metarhizium acridum CQMa 102, 825 nucleotides long. RefSeq lists its product as uncharacterized. Lineage: Eukaryota; Fungi; Ascomycota; Sordariomycetes; Hypocreales; Clavicipitaceae. The record is from RefSeq and is a predicted model, not a curated record.
AUGAAGCUCUACCCGUCCCUGCCCGCCGACCUAGCAGCCUGGGCGCAGCGCCAGCCCGUCUUCUUCACCGGCUCGGCCGGCAAGCACGCCAGGCACAUCAACGUGUCCCCCAAGGGCAUGACGGACACGCACUUUGCCGUGCUGUCGCCCACGCGCUGCGCCUACAUCGACCGCACCGGGUCCGGGUGCGAGACGAUUGCGCACGCCUACGAGAACGGCCGCCUGUGCCUCAUGUUCGUGUCCUUUGGCGACGCGCCGCGCAUCAUGCGGCUCUUCUGCGCGGCCCGCGUCGUCGAGUACGACCACCGCGGCUUCCAGGGCCUCGUGCGCGCCGUGGCCCGGGGGCGGCGCUCCGCCUUUGACGGGGCCCGCGCCGUCAUCGUCGCCGACAUAUGGGAGGUCCAGACGUCGUGCGGCUUCGGCGUGCCCCGUGUCAAGAGGGGGCUGUACGCGCCCGGCGAGGGGGGGGACCGCCGCCCCCCGGCCGACGAGCUGCUGCGGCAGGGCUACGACGCCGGGGCCGAGGCCAGGCUGGACGAGCUGUGCGUCUUUGAGGCGAGGCCGGCCAUGGACUACUGGGCUGGCAAGCAGGCCGAGGGCAACACCAUGAGGGACUACCAGAGGAGGCACAACGUGGAUAGCAUUGACGGCCUGCCGGGCCUGAGGGCCAGCAGGAGGGAUGCCGGCGAGGUGCUGUGGCUGAGGGACGCGAGGGCGUGGGCUGCGAGGGUGGCGAGGGACUGGGAGGCCAUGGCCGUUGGCUUCGUCGCCGCCGUCUUGAUGUAUUUGUUUGUCCGGGGAAUCGGGGCCUUGACAGCUGACUAG